GCGCUGUGUUUCCGGUCUCUGCCGUUAGCCUCGGUUUGCUCAGCGGCUCCCCGGCAGUUAUGUCUAGCCUCCAGCAGCUGCGGCGCUUCGUGCACGAGCGCCUCGCCGCCGCCGCGGUCGAGAUCUUCGCGGCGGUGGAACAAACGGUGGCGGAGAUCCAACAGGAAACUGACAGCAGGAGCCAAAAUGGCGGCGCGCACGGAGCCAGCCUGCAGAGCCCCGCGGCGGACAGAGCGAAGCGGCGGCCAGAUGAGCAGACAACCAUUUACCCAGCAUGCCAAGCGGGCCUCACCUCAGAGCAGGAGCCCUAUGACGAGGAGGAGGAGGAGGGGGAGGAGGAGGAGGAGGUGAAAAUAGAAGAGGGGGAGGAGGAAGAAGAAGAAGAAGGAGGAGAAGAGGAGGAGGAGGAGGAGGAGAGGGGCUGCAGGCUGGAUCCAGACUUCAGUCCGGCUCUGAGCGAGGAGAGCGGCGGCGAGGAGAAACCGCGAAAAGAGGAAAGGAGGCGACGAAGCUUCCAUGCUGACCCUCCGGCCGGCGAGGCGAGCGCGGCGGCGGCGGACGGCGCGGCCAGGAAGCGGCACCGCUGCGACGUCUGCCACAAGAGCUACGACCGGCCCUGCUACCUGAAGAUCCACCUGCGCACGCACACGGGCGAGAAGCCGUUCGAGUGCGGCGACUGCGGCAAGCGCUUCAAGAGCAAAGCCAUCCUGUCGGCCCACGAGCGCACGCACACCGCCGCGCGGCCGCACCGCUGCCACGAGUGCGGCAAGGGCUUCAAGAUGAAGCAGGCGCUGGUGGAGCACACGAGGACGCACACGGGCGAGCGGCCCUUCCACUGCCCCUUCUGCGACCUGCGCUUCAUCACCAAGGGCCACCUGACGCGCCACCAGCUGACGCACACGGGCGAGCGGCGCCACCAGUGCGUCGAGUGCGGCAAGUGCUACAAGAGGAAGGAGUACCUGGACGUCCACAGCCGCGUCCACACGGGGGACCGGCCCUACCGCUGCAGGGACUGCGGCCGCUGCUACCGCGACAGCGGCAAGCUGCGGCUGCACCUGCGCACGCACGCCGGAAACGACAAGCCCUACGGCUGCGCCCUGUGCGGCCUGCGCGUCGUGUCGGCCAAUCACCUGCGGCGGCACAUGCAGACGCACGACGGCGAGCAGCCGCACCGCUGCCCGGACUGCGGCAAGCGCUUCGGCCGGAAGGACAAGCUGUCGGAGCACAUGAGGGUCCACACCGGGGAGAAGCCCUACGAGUGCGCUCGCUGCCAGCUCAGCUUCAGGUGGCGAGCGGCGCUCAACGCUCACAUGCAGACGCACGCCGUGACGGAGGACGGCGUGACGGAGGACGCCGUGAUGGAGGACGGCGUGAUGGAGGACGGCGUCUGAUGAGCCCAACUCUUCUUCUGGUGGACAGAGCCGCCUGGACAGGAAAACAGCCACACUUGUUCUGAACGUGUGUGUGUGUGUGUGUGUGUGUGUGUGUGUGUGUGUGUGUGUGUGUGUGUGUGUGUAAAAAGUAAAUGUGAGCAGGUUUUGGGUCGUGGCUCAUCCUGCUGGUCCUGCAGGAAACAGAAUCUCAGCCUAAGCCUCAGCCUCAGCCUCAGCCUCAGCCUCAGCCUCAGUCUCAGCCUAAGUCUCAGUCUCAGCCUCAGCCUAAGUCUCAGUCUCAGUCUCAGUCUCAGCCUCAGCCUCAGCCUCAGCC
Messenger RNA from Myripristis murdjan (pinecone soldierfish), 1707 nucleotides. RefSeq names its product zinc finger protein OZF-like. The coding region runs from base 60 to 1391 and encodes 443 amino acids. The transcript is spliced from 2 exons. NCBI's taxonomy places the organism in Eukaryota, Metazoa, Chordata, Actinopteri, Holocentriformes, Holocentridae. Gene Ontology annotation, molecular function: RNA polymerase II cis-regulatory region sequence-specific DNA binding; DNA-binding transcription factor activity. Gene Ontology annotation, biological process: regulation of transcription by RNA polymerase II. The record is from RefSeq and is a predicted model, not a curated record.